Alternaria incomplexa is the source of this 705-nucleotide messenger RNA. RefSeq lists its product as uncharacterized. Gene Ontology annotation, cellular component: DASH complex; mitotic spindle. Lineage: Eukaryota; Fungi; Ascomycota; Dothideomycetes; Pleosporales; Pleosporaceae. The transcript is spliced from 2 exons. The record is from RefSeq and is a predicted model, not a curated record. The coding region runs from base 1 to 705 and encodes 234 amino acids. Gene Ontology annotation, biological process: mitotic cell cycle.
AUGGACCCGCCGAACCUGGGCGCGCUUGACCUCUCCGACUCGGACACGGACGCGUUGUUUGACACGCCUGCGGCACGCAAGACCAAGAAGCAGACAAAAGAUGCGGACAAUGAUGCAGCAAAGACACGGUCAAAGGAGUCGCAUUACACGACAGAAGAGGCGCGCGAAGCAGCAUUGCGCAGGGAGUUGGAGAGCAUACGAAACGUCAACAAGGUCAUCGAGGGCGUGGUAGAAAGCCUGCAGAAGGCCAAGGACAACAUGGCUACUGUAUCACGCACCGUCCAGAAUGCGUCUACCUUGCUCCAAACAUGGACGCGCAUACUUUCCCAAACAGAACAUAACCAGCGUCUAAUCUUGAACCCGCAAUGGCAGGGUGCGUCGCAAGAUUUGGUUGACAUCGAGGAGGAAGAGGUACACCGCCAGCAGGCUGCACAACGUCGGGCGGCAGACGAGCAGGCGCGGAGAGAAGCUGCGGCUAGGAAGAUAGAAGAGGAUCGCAGAAAGGCUGAGGCGGCUCCCAGGGCAGGUACUCGAGGCAGAGGCAGGGGCGUCCGGCCACGCGGUGCUUCGACAUCGUCCACAGGGAACUAUACCGGCGUAGGCGGACAGACCGGACGUGGUAUCAGUCGCAGCGACUCACGAGGUCGAGCAGGCAGCGGCAUUGGACGAGGGCUUCCGCGGGGACGAGGUAGAGGCUUGGGUUGA